This is a messenger RNA of Camarhynchus parvulus, 3121 nucleotides long. RefSeq names its product family with sequence similarity 210 member A (gene MIMS1). Gene Ontology annotation, cellular component: mitochondrion. Bases 574 to 1500 code for a protein of 308 amino acids. Lineage: Eukaryota; Metazoa; Chordata; Aves; Passeriformes; Thraupidae. The record is from RefSeq and is a predicted model, not a curated record. The transcript has 5 exons.
CAUAUAUGUUUUCAGUUCAAUUGUGGUUUUCUUAUUUUUUUAUUUUGGUUUAUAAGCUUGGCAAAAUCAGUUUUGGGGUUUUUUUAUAUAUACUAGCAAUGAGUUCUUGAAAAGAACAAGUUAAAUCUGAAAACAAGCUUUGGGGGUUUUUUUAUUAUGUUUAGCAAAAAUGUAAGCAAUAUGGUGGUAUUGUUUAUUAAACUGAGCUGCUUGGAUGAGAGCUUUGCAUUUGCUUUUUAUGCCAUCUGAAAGAUGAGUUGAAAAGGAUUUCUGAAAACUUGAUUUGUUUCCUUUCUAAAUUCUACUGUGUCUGCCACACACAAUUCUCAAAGUUUUCUAGAUUUUACACUAAAUAUGACAAGAAUGUAAAUUAAUUCUCUGUUUCCAUAGAAAGGUGCCUUGGGAGUGGAAAAAGCUCAUGGAUUUUCAUUGGGAACUCUCCUGUGCAGGGGCCUCAGUGUGUUCAAGACAUAUAUUUGAAAGGAAGUAGUAGAAGAGCUGCAACUUUUUGAAGAUACACACCAUACCAUAUCUAGAAAGUAAUAAAGGAAACUUCAUCCACACUUCAGCAAAAUGCAGCGGAGUCUGUUCCAUUCUGCGUCUCAGCUGGCACACGGGACGUGUUGGUUCUUCCCUCGCACCGGUGUCUUUCAGUGCUUAAAAGGACAGUCUGUGCUGCCUAAUGUGGGAUGCAAAGUGAUUCUGGCACUGGACCAUCCUAAACGAUGUCUUCAUGCAGGUGCAGCUCACUUUGCCUCAAAGAAAACUGCUUUUCCAUCACAGCCAGCAGACACUUCUCACAAAGUACCAGAAGAAAGAAAUCCUUUACCUUCGGCCGCUGAUGCGUCCAAGCAGAGCCCUGCAGAGUCAGAUUCUUCAGAACCUGAUCCAUUACAAGAUAAAUCAAUUAGUCUUGUUCAGAGGUUCAAGAAAACUUUUAAGCAGUAUGGGAAAGUCAUGGUUCCAGUGCACCUUGUGACUUCCAGUGUAUGGUUUGGAUCCUUUUACUAUGCAGCCAUGAAUGGGGUGAAUGUUGUUCCAUUCCUAGAGUUGAUUGGCUUACCAGACAGCGUAGUAGACAUCCUGAAAAAUUCCCAGAGUGGAAAUGCACUAACUGCAUAUGCAUUGUAUAAAAUUGCAACUCCUGCCAGAUACACUGUGACUUUGGGAGGAACGUCUGUCACUGUUAAAUACCUACGUAAGCACGGCUACAUGUCCACACCACCACCAGUAAAGGAAUACCUGCAAGACAGGAUGGAGGAAACAAAGGAUAAAAUUUCAGAGAAGAUGGGGGAAACAAAGGAUAAAAUCACAGAGAAGAUGGGGGAAACAAAGGAUAAAAUUACGGAGAAGAUGGGGGAAACAAAGGAUAAAAUUACGGAGAAGAUGGGGGAAACAAAGGAUAAAAUUACGGAGAAGAUGGAGGAAACAAAGGAUAAAAUUACAGGGAAGAUACAAGAAACCAAAGAGAAAGUUUCAUUUAAAAAAAUAAAGGAGUAGGAGAGAUGUUUAAUUUUUGGAUAUAUCAAACUUAGCACUUUAACCCUUUGUAAGGCAGGAUAUGCAAAGUGCACUUCUGAGCUUUUUUCUUUUUUUUCUAUUUUUUACCCUUUGUCUGGAAACAACAAUUGCAACAUGGAUUUAAAGGUUAAAGUUCCUUGGGGAAGAGGUUGUGACCUAAAGGUUUCAAUUUUCAGAAGGAAAAGUGAAUCUCACAUUAGAAGUUAACAUGUCCCUUGGUAAUAAUGUUAAGAAUUACUCUUCCCUCUUUUUUUUUUCCCACACCCUCUUCCUCAAAAUGAAGGCAAUUUCUGCCAAGAGCCACCACUCUGUUCUUCUCCCAUCAUAGUGCACAGCCAUGGUUCCACUAGACUGAGUCUUCCAUUAAAUAAGAAUGAAGAUUUCUCUGUUGGGAAGAGCAGCAUGUUUAGAUUUUUAGAGCACGUGGACCCAAGCGCAUCUUCAAUCGUGAUCAUCUCUCAAUUUGGAGCAGACCAUUGUCACUGAUACUGCACAUGAAGGAAUUGAUGGAUCAGCUACUCAGCAGGAAUUCAUUACAAUGGCUUCCUUGGCUUCUGCCAGGCUGCUGUGGUCUAUGGGCUGAGACUAUGAAUCUUUCUUGAACAGUGCAUCUCUUCAGAAAUCUUAACUGAAAGCUAUAGGAAGAUGAGUUAAUCACAGUAGCCAUACUGUCAAGUAUACUUUAUUUCCUGAAGUUGAUUUACAGUACAAAGUCAUUAAAAUCAAUAAUUGUAUAUUAAACACUAGGAUUUGUUCAUUGUGUUAAAGUUUACAAACCUGCUCUAUUUCAUUUUUGAAACAAAAAAAAAUUGAAAGAAAAGUUUAUUUGAGAAAUUGCUACACUAAGGGGCUUUUUAAAUAUUUGGAAAGUUAGAGUUAAACCCAAAGUUCCUCCUCCUCCCUCAGUAAAACAAUUUGACUAAAAUAAGCAUGAUUUCUGAGACAGCAAUCACAGUCUACCAAACUUUUUUCCCCUAGAUUAAGUCAAGCAAACACUUAUUCAUACCUGAAGGCUGAAAUGCUGUCUCAGAUGUCAUAAAGGACUUAAGUUGAAAGUGUUCCAUUUGGCUGGGCAGGCAAACUUCUCUCGGUUUUAUUCACAUGUAGGCUGAAUUGAAGUCUGGUUUUCCUAUUUCUACUACAGAUCUCACUUGUAGCAACUCAGCAUGUGUAAGUUGUUUAACCAAGGUGCUUUUUCCAGGGGGAUAUGGGGAAGCAAUGGAGUUGGACCCUGAGCAUUGCAAUUGGCUGGAGUGAAAAAAAAAUAUAGCUGAUGAAUAUCAGCUCUGCCCCAUUGUCCCAUUCUCAUUCAAGUCACUGAGGGCUUCUCCAUGUUUAAGUGAGUUGAACUUCAUUAACUUAAUUGUGCAGGAUUCAUUACAUACUUCUCUGCCUCUGCCCACAUGUUAAAUAGUAACUGCAAUCUAAUGCCUACCUCACAGGGAUGUUGUGAGGAAUAAUCAUUGUAUAUUCAGUGACCUGAAGAUAGAAAGUGCCAUGUUUCUGAUAAAAAUUAUUAAAAAAAAUAUUUCUGUGAACUCUUACACUGCUACGUACUACUGUUAAGGACUAGAGUUAAUAGAUGCUAUUUUGUUUUUCU